Messenger RNA from Anoplopoma fimbria (sablefish), 2309 nucleotides. RefSeq names its product zf-DHHC domain-containing protein. The record is from RefSeq and is a predicted model, not a curated record. The transcript has 9 exons. Lineage: Eukaryota; Metazoa; Chordata; Actinopteri; Perciformes; Anoplopomatidae. Gene Ontology annotation, molecular function: palmitoyltransferase activity. The coding region runs from base 7 to 927 and encodes 306 amino acids.
CGGAAGAUGGCGUCGCUGCGCUGCAGGCCGGACCCGUGCGGCCUCACCUGUCUGCUGCUCACCUACGGCAGCCUGCUGCACGCGGACUACGUGGUGCUGAGGCACGUGCUGCUGCCCGCCUUCACGGACAGCCUGUGGUGUACUCUACACGCAUCAGUGUUCAACCUCAUUCUGCUGCUGCUGCUGGCCUGCCACGCCAAAGCCGUCUUCUCAGACCCCGGUAUGGUUCCUCUUCCUGAGACAGCCAUGGACUUCUCAGACCUUCGCUCUCAGUCGUCUCGAAUGAAUGAGCGGGGCUGUGAAGGCUGGACGGUCUGCAGCCGCUGUGAAACCUACCGACCUCCCAGAGCGCAUCACUGCCGCGUCUGUCAGAGGUGUAUACGACGCAUGGACCACCACUGUCCCUGGAUCAACAACUGUGUCGGAGAACUCAACCAGAAGUAUUUCAUCCAGUUUCUCUUCUACACCGGCGUGGCCAGUCUGUACUCCAUGGUGUUGGUUGUGUCGGCCUGGGUGUGGAGGAUAAGGAGCGAGAGGGAAGGAGACGCAGAGAAGGAGGCGGAGGAGUCGCCCAGCAAGCACCUGAUAGUCGCUCACUACAUCAUCCUCCUGGUGGAGUCGGUGUUGUUCGGCGUGUUCGUCAUGGUCAUUUUCUACGAUCAGUUGGUCUCCAUAAUCACAGACGAGACUCCCAUAGAGCAGAGGAAGAACAGACUGAUGAUCAAGGACAGAGGCUCUUCAUCUUCAUCCUCCUCCUCCUCCACUCAGCUGCCUCACCACCCCCCACACACCCGCAAGCCUAAGCUCGCUCUGCUGCGGGAGGUUUUUGGAAGAGGUUCGGUCUUUUGCUGGCUUCUUCCUCUCCACUCCAGCCCUCCGUCGGUUGGCGGCAUCACCUACUCCGCCCUGCCCGACUAUGACGUCUGACCUCUGACCUCUGAGGGCGACGGAGGGCGAGGAAAGGUUUUUAUCUGUGUGUGUGAAAGAAAGAGGGAAUUUUCUGCCUCGCUUCGAUGUCUUAUAUUUGGGAGUGAGUGCGUGUGUGUUGGACAAAUGAAUGAAUGAGUUUAUGAAUGUAUGAAAUGUGCGACUUAUGAAAGGGUUAUGAAAGACCUAAAAGGGUUCGGCCUCAGACCCCAGACUCUUGAAUUUCUUUCCUGUCAGGAUGGAGGAGCUCCGACGGUCUAGAUCUGUAGUUUAACUACCAGCCUUCUUUGAUUAUUCUGUGUAAAGGUCAGCUUCUUCUGAACACUGGGGUUCGACUGAUGUGGGUUUAACAAGGCUGAUUUUACCCCAAAGCAAGAAAACGGGUCAGGAGGGAUUUUAAAACGUAGUGAUCCUCCAAAGUAGCUACAUUUCAAGUCCACCAAAAAACUUUAAUUAAAUGACAAAUACUCCAAUAAUGGAGUCUAAUACACAUGAUGCAAUAUAUCCGUAUAUUUAAAAGGGGGAUUUCUAAGUCAGUAAGACUUUGAACAGAGUUGACCCACAUAUCAGUCCGACCCCGGUGUUUUAACGUUGGCGUGUUUGAAGGAGCUGACUUCUGGUCAGUAUUUGGCUUUAGCCUCUUGAACAAAAACGUUAGACAAAGGAGGUCAACUUCCUGUUUUAUCAAAGCGUUAUUACAACCCCUGAAUGAAAACAGAUCAAAAAUGACCUUUUGGUUAGGGAGCUUAGAAAUAUAACUUUUGGGUAAAACUAGUUUCUGUUGACACUAAAUUGGAGGCUUAAUAAAAUAUCACUGUAUCCUCCAUGUAUUGCAACUAUAAGGCCUAAAUAACUGAGCCGUUGACCAAAAGUCCACAUACUUUGGGCAACAUAUUUAAUCGAUGCAUCUCUAAUGGGUUCUUUUUAGUUACUGAGUUUAGUUAAAGUCCAACACUUUAAUACAAACUCUAAAACACACUGUAGGUCACUGUAUUUUGUAUUUAUUUAUUUAUUGUAUUCUCAAAUCAAACAGUUGAGUUCAAGAUAUCCAAAAUAAGUGUUGUUCCUGAAGGGCGGAGGUUCUACCCAGAACCAUUCGCUGCUGAAGAACACUUUUCUGUUGUAAGGGUUUUUUUAAGGAUUCUUUUGAAGCCUAAGGGAUCCAUUAAGAACCAUUUGCAUCCAAAGAACCGUUUAAUGGCAGUAAGAGAACUAAGAUUUUGAGUUUUCGCUUCAUCCAAAUCAGCCCGGCCCUUUAGGAGCCUCAUGAGGAACCCUGGGUGGGUUCCAGAUGAAAUCCUUGGAAUAUGAAAUGCUUCUCGGUAGAACCCCCUUGGUGGGUUCUAGAUGAAACCAUUUGAAUACAAAAGGGCUUUGGUAGA